Serpula lacrymans var. lacrymans S7.9 is the source of this 956-nucleotide messenger RNA. RefSeq lists its product as uncharacterized. Gene Ontology annotation, biological process: mitochondrial respiratory chain complex III assembly; translational termination. The transcript is spliced from 7 exons. Gene Ontology annotation, molecular function: translation release factor activity. The record is from RefSeq and is a predicted model, not a curated record. Bases 18 to 818 code for a protein of 266 amino acids. Lineage: Eukaryota; Fungi; Basidiomycota; Agaricomycetes; Boletales; Serpulaceae. Gene Ontology annotation, cellular component: mitochondrion.
GACUCUCGAAAAUAUUCAUGUCGGUCGCACCAGCACUCAAGGCAUCGGCACGUGCUGCUUAUCGUAACCUACUACGUGCUUCAGCAUUUACAUUCCGUGGCGAUGCACAGAUUCUAAGAGCAUUUCGCCUAAAAAUGCGUACCGAGACAUUGGCUAUAACAAGUGGGCCACCAACCGACGCAGUACUGGAGGAAAAGACCAAGCUUGCUCGUGAGAUCGCAGGCAUACUGCGAAAGAACGUUGUCCAGGCCCGCAGAGUGAGUGGCAACGGGGCAAAUGGAGAGGAUGUCUGGAGUCUUCGUAUGACAAAGGACACGGAGCUGGGUGAUAAUGCUACAAUUAAAAACCCACCACCAAUGCAGUCGAGUCGCAGGGCGCGAAAACAGGAGAAGGAUCAGCAACAAGGCUCAGCAGGUGUUGCUCAGCCUAAGCCCGCGAUUCCGCGCAACCUCCCUGCUCUCAAAAAGGCUCAUCAACAGCGCAAAAUUCCCGAGUUACGAGAGGAAGAUAUCGAAGAAUCUUUUGUGCGCGGUAGUGGACCUGGUGGGCAGUCUAUCAAUAAAACUGAAAAUAAUGUCCAAAUCAUACACAAACCAACUGGCCUUCGUGUGACGUGCCAGGAAACACGGUCAUUACAGACGAAUCGCAAGCUAGCGAGGCGGAUAUUGCUCGAAAAGCUCGACAAGAUUCAGAACCCAGGGUUGUCAAAGGGUGAGCUACAGCGCGCAAAGCAGCAGGAGCGAGAGCGUCAACGGCGGAAGAAAUCAAGGAAGAAAGCAAAGACGCGGGAGAAGGAAGGUAGCGAUGUCGAGUCUUGAGAAGAAAUUCUGAUUGAAUCAAUGUUCCAUUGAAAAUCUUUGUCGAAGUGCUUGGGUUAAUAUUGCCCAGGUUGUAGCUUCCAGAUAUAUGGGCUUCCGGAAAUGAAUGUCAGCGUUUCUAGAUCUGACGAUGUCUUU